Parastagonospora nodorum SN15 is the source of this 699-nucleotide messenger RNA. RefSeq lists its product as hypothetical. Bases 1 to 699 code for a protein of 232 amino acids. The transcript is spliced from 4 exons. The record is from RefSeq and is a predicted model, not a curated record. Lineage: Eukaryota; Fungi; Ascomycota; Dothideomycetes; Pleosporales; Phaeosphaeriaceae.
AUGGACGCUGUGGAAGCGAAAAGUCUCCGCGCGGCAGUGCAGCCAGCUACUUCCUUCGCAAACAUGAAGUGGAUUCCGGAAGCGCACGAACAUAGGACCGCCCACGCCGUCCUGCUCGAACAGUGCCGAUGCCAUGUCUUUGAACUACUAUCUGCAGUCUACAAGUCACACGUUCCGAUACAACCGCAACGACUGUCUGAGGCAGAGCGUCAGGCUCUAGCAGAUCUCAGCCAAAAACAGGCCAAGUCCGCGAAGAUUGAGGAGUGGAAACGGUUGCCUCUUGAUACAGACAAACAUAGGCACGAGUGGUGGUCGAGAAGAUGCCAAUCUAUGUUUUCAUCAACUCAAGCUGGGUCCACUCGCUCUUUACAGGAUGCCAUGAGUCCGCAGGACACCUGGGUGGAUGCGUCGCCAUUGUCGGUGCAAUUCGAAGAUACUCAGACGUGUACAGCCACAAGGCCGUCAUUCUCAGACUUGUCGCAAACAGCAGACCCAGCUGUAUCGUGGCAGCAGUCUCUGAAUGUGGAUCUGUCUGGGACGGGAGUGAACUUUGAUGAUAGUGUUCCCUCCAAGUUCACAUCGUCUUCGACGAGCAAUCUGGGUCAAGACGCGUCUGAUAUUGCAAAAGCAAGUGCUCAAUUAUCUGUAGCUGAUAACAGCCAAGUAUUGAACGCAGAGCGAUGGCGUAAAUAUUUUUAG